Messenger RNA from Chondrus crispus (carragheen), 1509 nucleotides. RefSeq lists its product as hypothetical. The record is from RefSeq and is a predicted model, not a curated record. NCBI's taxonomy places the organism in Eukaryota, Rhodophyta, Florideophyceae, Gigartinales, Gigartinaceae. The coding region runs from base 1 to 1509 and encodes 502 amino acids. The transcript has a single exon.
AUGGCCUCGGCCAAACCUCCCGAGCCACCCGAACAGUCUCCCACAAACUCCUUCCGUCGCGAAAAUGCCCGCUUGCUCUCUCUGCUUGGCCGUCCACCCCAGUCUGACUGCUCCGACUCCACCUUCCAUCUCUCCGUGCAUCCCAUCCUCGACGGAGAAGACCAGAUCCUUCCCGUCAACCCCUCCCCUACGGCUGUCCGUCAUUCCGUCCACCCCCAUUCCGCUCCGCUGGGGCCGGUGCCCUUGCCCGGCCUAGAGUCUGCUGUCAACUUAUGGCUAACAUCUCACGACAUCCCGCCCGACGAGAUUCCCACCGGUGCCGCCCUAUGCGCCGCGGUCGGCAAGCCGUGCCGCCGCUACUUUCGCCGCAAACUCGCCGUCUUCCGGCAGGCGGCCCAAGGCCUGCACAUUGACUCCGACGAUAUUCCGGCCGAGAACGACCUCCGCCUACGACGCUCAUGGCCCCGCGUGUUGCAUGUGUUGGCACGAGUCGCAGCCGCCCUCGACCCGGAGGGGUGGCAAGCUGCCGUCGCCACGUCGCAGCCGCCUCUGCAAAUGCCCGAGAAGGUCGGCUGGCGCGAAUGUGUGCUCAACGAGAGCUGGGCUGGCGACUGGCUUCUGCGCAGAAUGGCAGAGGCCCAUGGAGAGGAAACGUGUACCAUCGCUGUUGCGGGCACUCAAGGCGGCGGAAAGUCCGCGACGGUGUCACGCUUGCUCGGUCGCGUGGGACGCGUUGAGAGCCAUGCCUUUUCGUGUGCUCCGGCGGAAGAGGAGAUGGAUCCUGGGGAAAAGGAAACGGCUAGGAAACUGAGGCACUUGCGCGCCCUGACGUUUCCGGAUGUUCCCAUUGAGGUUGACACGCCGACUGGCGAGUCGAAUGUAGAUCGAAGUCAUGUCAAGGUCGACGGGAAGACUGUGACGUUCCUGGAAUUGCCUAGUAUGGAGGAGAUUUUGGAUUAUACGGAUGAGUCGGCGAUCAAGUAUUCCGUGCAGUACGGCAAUUUUGAUGAGGUUGUGGAGAGUGUUCAGGGGGAGUUUGUAGAUUACGUCCUCUUGGUUGAUCGCAUGGAUGACUUGGAGGAGGAGAAGAUGAAAAGGAUAGCUCGGAGAUUGAGAAGAAUCUAUGGGAGACAUGUUCUAGAGAAGACGAUCGUUGUGCUUACACAUGGUCAAGAACUUCCUCCUGGAGAUCUUUCGUUCGACGUGUGGAUGUAUGACCGCAUCAGAGUCGUGAGGGAACUGUUGCAGAAGGCGCAUGGGAAGAGGAGACCAUUACACAUUCCCAUCGUUGUGUUUGAGAACAGCCAUCAUUGCAGAAUUGACGAAACCUCUGGCAGGCCGGUGUUAGCGGACAACACCGACUUCCUCGAACGGUUUCUGUCAGAAUUUCGGCAGCUAGUCCACAAAAACGCUGAGACACCGCCCCUUGCACCCAUUCCACCAAGGCGUUGGUGGGAAAACUACGUGAUUCUUAUAUGUUUUGGGGUGCUGGCGUCACGACUCGUCUGA